CCGGGAUGAGAUCCUGGCCCAGUGGUGAGCGGGAGGCAGCAGUGGCGGUGGGAUGACAUUACAUCAAUCGCAUUCAUCUUCUUGAGUAAGUAACGUGGACCAGGAAGAAGAAUGGCGUUCGUGCCGCCGCCAGGGCCCACUGUGGUCGAUCAGACUACACUGAUGAAGAAAUACCUCCAGUUUGUGGCUGCCCUUACAGAUGUCAACACACCUGACGAAACUAAGUUGAAGAUGAUGCAAGAAGUCAGUGAAAAUUUUGAGAAUGUUACCACCUCAGCCCAGUAUUCCACUUUCCUGGAACACAUCAUCCCACGCUUUUUAACGUUCCUUCAGGAUGGGGAGGUUCAGUUUCUUCAAGAGAAACCUGCGCAGCAAUUGCGUAAAUUGGUCUUAGAAAUAAUCCACAGGAUCCCCACCAACGAACACCUACGUCCUCAUACAAAGAACAUCCUCUCUGUAAUGUUCCGCUUCCUUGAGACAGAGAAUGAAGAGAAUGUUUUGAUCUGCUUGAGAAUCAUCAUUGAGCUACACAAACAGUUCAGACCUCCCAUAACACAAGAGAUUCAUCAUUUUCUGGACUUUGUGAGGCAGAUUUACAAGGAGCUUCCUAAAGUGGUAAAUCGUUACUUUGAGAACCCUCCAGUGAUUCCGGAUAACACUGUUCCUUCUCCAGAAAUGGUUGGCAUGAUCUCCACCAUAGUCGUGAAAGUAAAUCCAGAACGGGACGACAGUGAAACUAGAACUCACACGAUCAUCCCAAAAGGCUCCCUAUCACUUAAAGUGCUGGCAGAACUUCCAAUUAUUGUUGUUCUCAUGUAUCAGCUCUACAAAUUAAAUAUCCACGGAGUAGUGUCAGAAUUUGUACCUUUGAUCAUGAGCACAAUUGUGACCCAAGUUUCUGCCAAUGCCAGGCAGCACAAGCUUUACAACAAAGAACUAUAUGCUGAUUUUAUUGCGGCUCAGAUUAAAACCUUAUCGUUUCUGGCUUACAUUAUCCGAAUUUACCAGGAGACGGUCUCAAAACAUUCCCAGCAGAUGGUGAAAGGAAUGUUACAGCUACUGACUAACUGCCCACCAGAAACUGCUCAUCUACGCAAGGAGCUUCUUAUUGCUGCCAAGCACAUACUGAGCACAGAUUUACGGAGCCAAUUCAUUCCAUGCAUGGAUAAGCUUUUUGAUGAAUCUAUUCUGAUUGGUUCUGGAUACACCGCUCGGGAAACACUAAGGCCGCUAGCAUACAGCACGUUAGCCGAUCUUGUGCACCACGUACGGCAACAUCUGCCGUUGAAUGAUCUGUCCCUUGCUGUCCAGUUGUUUGCCAAGAACAUAGAUGAUGAAUCUAUACCCAGCAGUAUCCAAACAAUGUCCUGCAAGCUUCUGCUUAACUUGGUGGACUGUAUCCGGUCAAAAAGUGAACAGGAGAAUGGGAAUGGCCGUGACAUCCUGAUGAGAAUGCUGGAGGUGUUUGUUUUAAAAUUCCACACCAUCGCUCGGUAUCAGCUGUCCGCCAUCUUCAAAAAGUGCAAACCCCAGUCUGAGUUAUGUGCAGCUGAUGCUAUUUUACCUGGUGUCCAGGCUGCCACACCUGUCAAUGCCCAGCCCGCUGCCCCCACCACGCCCCUAACACAGGUUCCCCUGUUAGCGUUUGACAAGCAAGGAGAAAAGGAAAAAGAGGACAAGCAGACAUUUCAGGUUACCGACUGUCGGAGUUUGGUCAAAACGUUGGUCUGCGGCGUGAAGACAAUCACAUGGGGCAUCACAUCAUGUAAAGCACCCGGAGAAACUCAGUUUGUUCCCAACAAGCAACUGCAACCUAAAGAGACCCAGAUUUACAUCAAAUUGGUGAAAUAUGCAAUGCAAGCACUGGAUAUUUAUCAGGUACAAAUCGCUGGCAAUGGGCAAACCUACAUUCGAGUAGCCAACUGCCAGACUGUGAGAAUGAAGGAAGAAAAGGAAGUGCUGGAGCACUUUGCUGGUGUUUUUACAAUGAUGAAUCCAUUAACGUUCAAGGAAAUCUUUCAAACUACUGUUCCCUACAUGGUUGAAAGAAUAUCCAAAAACUACGCACUGCAGAUUGUAGCCAAUUCCUUCCUGGCAAACCCCACUACGUCAGCUCUCUUUGCUACUAUCCUGGUGGAAUAUUUACUGGAAAGGCUUCCGGAGAUGGGUUCCAAUGUGGAGCUGUCCAACUUAUACCUCAAGCUGUUUAAGCUGGUGUUUGGCUCUGUUUCUCUCUUUGCAGCUGAUAAUGAACAAAUGCUCAAGCCACAUCUGCACAAGAUAGUGAACAGUUCUAUGGAGCUGGCACAGACUGCUAAGGAGCCUUACAACUACUUCCUGCUGCUGAGGGCACUUUUUAGGUCUAUUGGUGGAGGCAGCCAUGACCUCUUGUAUCAAGAGUUCCUGCCACUGCUACCAAAUCUUCUGCAAGGUCUGAAUAUGUUGCAGAGUGGACUUCAUAAGCAGCACAUGAAGGAUCUUUUUGUAGAGCUGUGUCUCACUGUGCCAGUUCGCCUGAGCUCUUUGUUACCGUACCUCCCCAUGUUGAUGGAUCCAUUAGUGUCGGCUCUUAAUGGCUCUCAGACCCUAGUGAGUCAGGGCCUUAGGACAUUGGAGCUGUGUGUGGACAACCUGCAGCCGGACUUCCUGUACGAUCACAUUCAACCAGUCCGUGCUGAGCUCAUGCAAGCUUUGUGGAGAACACUGCGCAAUCCUGCAGACAGCAUCUCCCAUGUAGCGUACAGAGUCCUGGGGAAAUUUGGUGGAAGCAACAGGAAGAUGCUGAAGGAAUCUCAAAAGCUGCAGUACAUAGUGACAGAGAUACAGGGUCCGAGCAUAACUGUAGAGUUUGCAGACUGCAAAGCGUCCAUACAGCUACCUAUGGAAAAGGCCAUUGAGACAGCUCUGGAUUGUUUGAAGAGUGCGAACACGGAGCCGUACUAUCGGAGACAGGCCUGGGAAGUGAUUAAAUGCUUCUUGGUGGCAAUGAUGAGCCUGGAUGAUAAUAAACAUGCCUUGUAUCAGCUUCUGGCACAUCCCAAUUUCACAGAGAAGUCAAUACCCAGCGUCAUUAUUUCACAUCGAUACAAAGCCCAGGACACUCCAGCCCGUAAAACAUUUGAACAAGCCUUGACUGGCGCAUUUAUGUCUGCUGUGAUCAAGGACCUAAGACCUAGCGCUCUCCCAUUUGUAGCCAGCCUUAUCCGUCAUUACACAAUGGUAGCAGUAGCGCAGCAGUGUGGGCCGUUCCUGCUGCAGUGUUACCAGGUUGGAAGCCAGCCAAGCACCACCAUGUUUCACAGUGAAGAGAACGGAUCAAAGGGGAUGGAUCCCUUGGUGCUCAUUGAUGCUAUUGCAAUUUGCAUGGCGUAUGAAGAGAAGGAGCUGUGCAAGAUAGGGGAAGUGGCUUUGGCCGUUAUAUUUGAUGUUGCCAGUAUCAUCCUGGGAUCCAAAGAACGGGCAUGUCAGCUCCCCUUGUUUUCCUAUAUUGUGGAGAGGUUAUGUGCGUGCUGUUAUGAGCAGGCCUGGUACGCUAAGCUAGGCGGCGUGGUCUCUAUUAAAUUCCUGAUGGAACGCCUACCUCUGAUUUGGGUUCUUCAGAAUCAACAAACCUUCCUAAAAGCGCUUCUUUUUGUCAUGAUGGAUCUAACUGGAGAGGUGUCCAAUGGAGCUGUUGCGAUGGCAAAAACAACUUUGGAGCAGCUUUUAAUCCGAUGUGCAACUCCUCUGAAAGAUGAGGAGAAAACCGAAGAUAUCCUCUCUGCACAGGAGAAAUCAUUCCAUCAUGUUACCCAUGACCUGGUCCGUGAAGUGACUUCUCCCAACUCCACAGUUCGAAAGCAAGCCAUGCACUCACUGCAGGUGCUGGCUCAAGUGACAGGAAAAGGUGUCACCGUCAUCAUGGAGCCACAUAAAGAAGUCUUGCAAGACAUGGUCCCACCUAAGAAACAUUUAUUGCGGCACCAGCCAGCCAAUGCUCAAAUAGGUCUGAUGGAAGGAAAUACGUUCUGCACAACUCUGCAGCCCAGAUUGUUUACCAUGGAUCUAAAUGUUGUAGAGCACAAAGUUUUCUAUUCAGAGCUUUUAAACUUGUGUGAAGCAGAAGAUGCAACAUUAAUGAAGCUUCCGUGCUAUAAAAGUCUUUCUUCCCUAGUACCUCUGAGAAUUGCAGCUCUAAAUGCAUUAGCAGCUUGCAACUAUUUGCCGCAAUCAAGAGAAAAAAUUAUUGCUGCUCUGUUCAAAGCGCUGAACUCGACAAACAAUGAGCUGCAAGAGGCAGGGGAAGCCUGCAUGAGGAAGUUUUUGGAAGGUGCUACCAUUGAAGUUGAUCAAAUUCACACUCACAUGAGGCCACUUCUGAUGAUGUUGGGAGAUUAUCGCAGCCUUACCCUUAAUGUUGUUAAUCGCUUGACGUCUGUUACACGGCUUUUCCCAAAUUCCUUUAAUGACAAAUUCUGUGAUCAGAUGAUGCAACACUUGCGCAAGUGGAUGGAGGUUGUGGUGAUCACUCACAAAGGAGGACAGCGUAGUGAAGGGAAUGAAAUGAAGAUUUGCUCUGCCAUCAUCAAUCUGUUCCACCUAAUACCUGCUGCUCCACAGACUUUGGUGAAGCCGUUAUUGGAAGUGGUGAUGAAGACAGAACGAGCCAUGUUAAUUGAGGCUGGAAGUCCAUUCAGAGAGCCCUUAAUAAAGUUUCUGACUCGCCACCCAUCCCAGACUGUUGAGUUAUUCAUGAUGGAAGCUACACUCAAUGACCCUCAGUGGAGCAGAAUGUUUAUGAGCUUUCUGAAACACAAGGAUGCUAAACCACUACGCGAUGUGCUCGCUGCUAACCCAAAUCGCUUUAUUACUCUACUGAUACCUGGUGUGACCCCAUCUGCUGUCCGCCCCGGCUCGCCCAGUCCCAGCACUAGCACGAUGCGUCUAGACCUUCAGUUCCAGGCUAUCAAGAUAAUCAGCAUUAUUGUGAAGAAUGAUGAAAAUUGGCUGGCAAACCAGCAUUCUCUAGUUAGUCACUUAAGACGAGUGUGGGUCAGUGAAGCUUUCCAAGAACGGCAUCGAAAAGAUAAUAUGGUAGCAACCAACUGGAAGGAACCCAAGCUGCUGGCUUAUUGCCUCCUCAAUUACUGCAAGCGGAACUUUGGUGAUAUUGAAUUGCUUUUCCAGUUGCUUCGAGCCUUCACUGGUCGUUUCCUCUGCAACAUGACUUUCUUAAAGGAAUACAUGGAAGAGGAAAUUCCGAAGACCUAUAGCAUUAUGCAGAAGCGAGCUCUUUUCUUCCGCUUUGUAGAAUUUAGCGAUCCCAACUUUGGAGAUGAGUUAAAAGCCAAGGUUCUUCAGCACAUCUUGAAUCCAGCAUUUUUGUACAGUUUUGAGAAAAAUGAAGGUGAACAACUUUUGGGGCCUCCAAACCCUGAAGGAGACAAUCAGGAAAGCAUCACUAGUGUAUUUAUUACCAAGGUUCUGGACCCAGAGAAGCAGACAGAUAUGUUGGAUUCACUCCGUAUCUACCUCUUGCAAUUUGCAACCCUUCUGGUUGAACAUGCCCCACAUCACAUCCAUGACAACAACAAGAAUCGAAACAGCAAGCUACGGCGCCUAAUGACAUUUGCCUGGCCUUGUCUGCUUUCGAAGGCUUGCGUCGACCCAGCUUGUAAAUACAGUGGUCACUUGCUUCUGGCUCACAUUAUUGCGAAGUUUGCAAUCCACAAGAAGAUAGUGCUGCAGGUGUUUCACAGCCUACUGAAAGCUCAUGCAAUGGAAGCUCGAGCCAUAGUCCGGCAAGCAAUGGCCAUCUUAACCCCUGCUGUGCCUGCCCGAAUGGAAGAUGGACACCAAAUGUUGACUCACUGGACUAGAAAAAUCAUUGUAGAGGAAGGACACACUGUUCCCCAACUGGUCCAUAUUUUGCAUUUAAUUGUGCAGCACUUUAAGGUUUAUUACCCAGUAAGGCACAAUCUGGUGCAGCAUAUGGUAAGCGCAAUGCAGCGUCUGGGGUUCACACCAAGUGUUACCAUCGAACAGAGAAAACUGGCUGUGGAUUUGGCAGAAGUGGUCAUCAAAUGGGAAUUGCAGAGGAUUAAAGACCAGCCGGAUUCAGACAUGGAUCCAAAUGGUAGCGGGGAAGGUGGUACCUCUGCCGGUGUGAAAAGAGGGAUUGCUGUGGAUGCCAGCCAAGAAGUGAAGAGAUUUAGAACGACCACGGGAGGGAUUAGCACUGUGUUUGGACGUAGCCAGUCUCUCCCAGGAGCGGAUGCUGUGCUUUCUAAGCCCAUUGAAAAGCAGCACACUGACACUGUGGUGAACUUCCUGAUCAGGAUUGCUUGUCAGGUGAAUGACAACUCGAACACUGCAGGCUCCCCAGGAGAAUUACUCUCUCGGCGCUGUGUGAACCUUCUGAAGACAGCUUUGCGUCCUGACAUGUGGCCCAAAUCGGAGCUGAAACUGCAAUGGUUUGAUAAGCUGCUAAUGACGGUGGAACAACCGGCUCAGGCUAACUUUGCAAACAUAUGCACAGGACUGGAGUUGCUAAGCUUCCUGCUCACCGUGCUCCAGAAUACAGCCGUUCUCAGUAGCUUCAAACCUCUGCAGCGGGGGAUUUCUGCCUGCAUGUCUUGUGGGAACACCAAGGUCCUUCGGGCAGUUCACACUCUGCUGUCUCGACUGAUGAGCAUCUUCCCUACUGAACCUAGUACAUCAAGUGUUGCUUCAAAAUACGAAGAAUUGGAGUGUCUGUAUGCCGCGGUCGGGAAGGUCAUUUAUGAAGGCCUAACUAAUUAUGAAAAAGCUACUAGCAAUAAUCCUUCACAGCUCUUUGGCACUUUAAUGAUCUUGAAGUCAGCCUGUAGCAAUAACCCCAGCUACAUAGACAGACUCAUAUCUGUCUUUAUGCGCUCACUUCAGAAGAUGGUGAGGGAGCAUUUGAAUCCACAGGCGGCCCCAGGAACAGCAGAAGCCAACCCAGCAGGCACAAGUGAACUGAUAAUGCUGAGUUUGGAUUUGGUAAAGACUCGAUUGGCGGUAAUGAGCAUGGAAAUGAGAAAGAACUUCAUUCAAACCAUCCUGACUUCUCUUAUUGAAAAAUCUCCAGAUGCCAAAAUUCUCAGAGCCGUAGUAAAAAUAGUCGAGGAGUGGUUGAAAAAUAACACUCCCAUGGCAGCAAAUCAGACACCCACACUUCGCGAAAAAUCCAUUUUGCUGGUGAAGAUGAUGACCUACAUAGAAAAGCGGUUUCCAGACGACCUUGAAUUAAAUGCACAGUUUCUGGACCUUGUAAAUUAUGUUUACAGGGAUGAGAACCUUUCAGGGAGUGAACUUACCGCAAAGCUAGAACCUGCCUUCCUAUCAGGUCUGCGCUGUGCCCAGCCACUGAUACGGGCUAAGUUUUUUGAAGUGUUUGACACAUCCAUGAAACGCCGUGUUUACGACAGGCUGCUCUAUGUUACAUGUUCACAAAACUGGGAGGCAAUGGGAAACCAUUUCUGGAUCAAACAGUGUAUUGAGCUUCUGCUUGCAGUGUGUGAGCGAAACACUACAAUUGGCACAAGUUGUCCUGGUGCUAUGCUGCCAUGUAUCACUAAUGUCAUUAAUCUGGCUGACAGUCAUGACCGAGCAGCGUUUGCCAUGGUAACCCACGUCAAGCAAGAGCCAAGAGAGCGAGAGAACAGCGAAUCCAAGGAAGAGGAUGUUGAGAUUGAUAUAGAGUUAGCACCAGGAGAUCAGAGCACUAACACGAAAACCAAAGAGCUUUCUGAGAAAGACAUUGGUAACCAGCUCCAUAUGUUGACCAACCGGCAUGAUAAGUUCCUGGAUUCACUUCGAGAAGUCAAGACAGGAGCGCUGCUAAGUGCCUUUGUUCAGUUAUGUCACAUUUCCACUUCACUAGCAGAGAAAGUUUGGAUUCAGCUUUUCCCCAGAUUAUGGAAAAUCCUUUCAGAUAGGCAGCAGCAUGCUUUAGCCGGGGAGAUAAGUCCUUUUCUGUGCAGUGGGAGCCAUCAGGUGCAGCGAGAUUGCCAGCCCAGUGCCUUAAACUGUUUUGUGGAAGCAAUGUCCCAAUGUGUGCCUCCUAUUCCUAUCAGACCCUGUGUUUACAAGUACCUGGGCAAGACGCAUAACCUGUGGUUUCGUUCCACCCUCUUAUUGGAACAUCAGGCUUUUGAGAAAGGCCUAAGUCUUCAGAUAAAACCAAAGCAAACAUCUGAAUUUUAUGAACAGGAAAGCAUAACUCCACCUCAACAAGAGAUCCUAGAUUCAUUAGCUGAGCUGUACUCCCUUCUUCAAGAAGAAGAUAUGUGGGCUGGUUUAUGGCAGAAACGCUGCAAAUUUCCAGAAACUGCGACUGCCAUUGCUUACGAACAGCAUGGCUUUUUUGAACAGGCUCAAGAAACCUAUGAAAAAGCAAUGGAUAAAGCCAAAAAAGAACAUGAAAGAAGCAAUGCAUCUCCUUCUAUUUUCCCUGAAUAUCAGUUGUGGGAAGACCACUGGAUUAGGUGUUCAAAGGAGCUCAACCAGUGGGAAGCAUUAACAGACUAUGGACAAUCUAAAAACCAUAUUAACCCCUAUCUGGCACUUGAAUGCUCUUGGAGGGUCACAAACUGGACAGCAAUGAAGGAAGCCCUUGUACAGGUGGAGCUCAGUUGCCCAAAAGAAAUGGCUUGGAAAGUUAACAUGUAUCGUGGAUAUUUAGCAAUUUGCCACCCAGAGGAGCAGCAGUUGAACUUCAUUGAACGUUUAGUGGAGAUGGCAAGUAGCCUGGCGAUUCGUGAAUGGAGGAGGCUCCCUUACAUUGUGUCUCAUGUUCACACUCCCUUAUUACAGGCAGCACAGCAAAUCAUUGAACUUCAAGAAGCAGCUCAAAUUAAUGCUGGUUUACAACCAACAAAUCUGGGGAGAAACAACAGCCUCCAUGAUAUGAAAACAGUGGUGAAAACAUGGCGGAACAGGCUUCCCAUCGUGUCUGAUGACCUUUCCCACUGGAGCAGUAUAUUUAUGUGGCGACAGCAUCACUACCAAGGUUUGUGUUCUAUUGUAAAUGCGUACGACAGCACACAGCAUGACCCAAGCUCCAAUAAUGCAAUGUUAGGCGUUCACGCCUCCGCCUCUGCUAUUAUUCAAUAUGGCAAAAUUGCCCGUAAGCAAGGGCUGGUGAAUGUUGCUCUGGAUAUACUGAGCCGAAUUCACACCAUACCCACUGUGCCUAUUGUGGAUUGUUUCCAGAAGAUUCGCCAACAAGUCAAAUGCUACCUUCAGCUCGCUGGAGUCAUGGGAAAGAAUGAAUGCAUGCAGGGCUUGGAGGUGAUUGAAUCAACUAACUUGAAAUAUUUCACCAAGGAGAUGACAGCAGAGUUUUACGCACUGAAGGGAAUGUUCCUUGCUCAGAUUAACAAGUCUGAAGAUGCAAAUAAGGCCUUUUCUGCAGCUGUGCAGAUGCAUGAUGUGCUUGUUAAGGCCUGGGCAAUGUGGGGUGACUACCUGGAAAAUAUUUUCGUUAAAGAACGCCAGUUGCAGCUGGGAGUAUCUGCUAUCACCUGCUACCUUCAUGCUUGCCGCCACCAAAAUGAGAGCAAGUCUCGGAAAUAUUUAGCAAAAGUUCUUUGGCUAUUGAGUUUUGAUGAUGACAAAAACACAUUGGCUGACGCUGUGGAUAAAUACUGCAUUGGAGUACCACCGAUCCAGUGGUUAGCUUGGAUUCCACAAUUAUUAACCUGUUUGGUUGGCUCAGAAGGAAAACUGCUUCUAAAUCUCAUUAGUCAGGUUGGGAGAGUGUAUCCACAAGCAGUUUACUUCCCCAUCAGAACUCUGUAUUUGACCCUGAAGAUAGAGCAGCGGGAGCGUUACAAAAGUGACUCUGGACAACACCAGCCAAGUUCAGUAGGCACUCAGUCACAUUCUGCCUCUGAUCCAGGGCCAAUCAGAGCCACAGCACCAAUGUGGAGGUGCAGCCGAAUCAUGCACAUGCAGAGGGAGCUUCAUCCCACUCUCUUAUCAUCCUUAGAAGGCAUCGUAGACCAGAUGGUCUGGUUCAGAGAGAACUGGCAUGAAGAGGUCCUUAGACAGCUGCAACAGGGGCUAGCAAAAUGUUACUCAGUAGCCUUCGAAAAGAGCGGAGCCGUUUCUGAUGCCAAAAUCACCCCCCACACUCUAAACUUUGUGAAGAAAUUGGUUAGCACUUUUGGAGUUGGUCUGGAGAACGUGUCCAAUGUCUCCACAAUGUUCUCCAGUGCCGCCUCCGAGUCACUUGCACGGAGAGCUCAGGCUACUGCACAAGAUCCUGUUUUCCAGAAGCUGAAAAGUCAGUUCACAACCGACUUUGAUUUCAGUGUCCCAGGUUCUAUGAAACUUCAUAAUCUUAUUUCUAAACUAAAGAAGUGGAUCAAAAUCCUGGAAGCUAAAACCAAACAAUUACCCAAGUUUUUUCUUAUAGAAGAAAAAUGCCGUUUUUUGAGCAAUUUCUCAGCUCAGACAGCAGAAGUUGAGAUACCUGGAGAGUUCCUUAUGCCAAAGCCAACACAUUACUACAUCAAAAUUGCAAGAUUUAUGCCUAGAGUGGAGAUAGUACAGAAGCACAAUACUGCCGCCCGAAGACUCUACAUCCGGGGCCAUAAUGGAAAGAUUUAUCCGUACUUAGUGAUGAAUGAUGCGUGUCUGACAGAGUCACGCAGAGAAGAACGAGUCUUACAGCUGCUUCGUCUUUUAAAUCCUUGCUUGGAAAAGAGAAAGGAGACCACGAAAAGGCAUCUCUUCUUUACCGUCCCCCGUGUUGUGGCCGUCUCACCGCAGAUGCGUUUGGUCGAAGACAAUCCCUCGUCGCUCUCUCUGGUAGAGAUCUAUAAGCAGCGCUGCGCCAAGAAAGGCAUUGAGCAUGACAACCCUAUUUCUCGUUACUAUGAUAGACUGGCAACGGUUCAAGCAAGAGGGACUCAAGCCAGUCACCAGGUGCUCCGUGACAUACUGAAGGAAGUACAAAGCAAUAUGGUCCCCCGGAGUAUGCUGAAAGAAUGGGCUUUACACACCUUCCCUAAUGCCACAGACUAUUGGACAUUUCGGAAAAUGUUUACCAUCCAGUUGGCUUUGAUCGGCUUUGCAGAAUUUGUCUUUCAUUUGAACAGACUGAAUCCAGAGAUGCUUCAGAUUGCAGAGGACACCGGCAAACUCAAUGUUGCCUAUUUCCGAUUUGAUAUCAAUGAUGCUACGGGAGAUCUCGACGCAAAUCGUCCUGUUCCAUUUCGACUCACUCCAAACAUUUCAGAGUUCCUCACCACAAUCGGUGUGUCUGGUCCUCUAACCGCUUCCAUGAUCGCUGUUGCUCGUUGCUUUGCACAACCAAACUUCAAGGUGGAUGGAAUUCUGAAAACAGUGUUGCGGGAUGAAAUUAUAGCCUGGCACAAGAAGACUCAGGAGGAUACCUCUUCUCCACUCUCGCCUGCUGGGCAGCCUGAAAAUAUGGAUAGUCAACAGCUGGUUUCUCUAGUUCAAAAAGCAGUUACUGCCAUAGUAACACGAUUGCACAAUCUAGCUCAGUUUGAUGGUGGGGAGAGCAAAGUCAACACUCUUGUGGCUGCAGCAAACAGCUUGGACAACUUGUGCCGCAUGGACCCAGCAUGGCAUCCCUGGUUAUAAGAGGCCUUAAAUUAUUUAAUAACUUUUACUACAAUUUCAGUGCAUAUUCUUCUGGCAGAGGAGGAGUUAACCAUGUCAUGAAUAAUGUUAUGAUAUCAAUACUGGAAUAAGUGUAGCGACUCCUCUUACUGUUGCCCAGAAAGUGCCAUCAGCUUAGAUCCACCUAUCAUCUUCUGCAUUUGGAUUUUGCCUUUUGCCAUUAAGAUGAGCUGCAUAUAGGAGGAUAACAGCUGAGCCUUUAGACUAUUUGUCCUUUUUAAUAGGAAGAUUUCCCAGUGUGAUGGGCAUUUAAAGCUGAACCGUGCAACUCUAAAAGAAAGAAGAAAAAAAAAGCUAUUCAUGUUUACAAAACUUUUUUUCUUUCCAUCGAUGUCAUUAAGUGGUAUAUUUUUUUACAAAAAAAAAAGGAAGAAAGAAAAUAUUGAUUUUUCUCAUGCUGAAACACAUUUCAUUUCAAAGUGUUUAAUAUAAAGAAUGUAACGAAAGAAAGACACCAAAGGGAUGCUGUGCCGACAUAAUGAUUUUUCCUAUUGCUGUUGUGUCCUAGAUUUAUCUAAAUUGGAAAAUCUUACGCAGAAGUUACAUUUUUUAUUAUUAUUAUUUUUUUAACUAUUAUUUAUCUGUUUCCUUUUUUCCUUUUAGACCAUGUGACUCAUAAUACUUUCUGAUAUCAGAAUGGACUGUUAAUUGCUGUGAAAAACUGGAUUUCCUUUUUUUUUUCUUUAAUGUAUAUCUUUUAAGAGAGAUCAGACUGUACAAAAUAACGAUUACUGUGUAGAUAUUCUGUUACAUAAGAUAUUAGUUUACAAUUGUCUUCCUUAUGAAAUUGAAGAGUGUUUCGUAUGUUGAAUGUAUGUUCAUUCUGAAACCACAGUAUAUGGCAAAGAACCAAUAAGCUGUAAAUAUUCAAACAUUUUUUGUAUGAGUUAAAAAACUUUGAUGAACAAAUUCAGUGACAUUUUGUAAUUUUUAAAAAAUGACCUAGCUUUUUUUUUUUUUUUUUUGGGACAUUCUUUGCAAACCGCCGUUUUUAUGAAUAUACAGUAUUAGCAGAUAUCAUUCUUAAAAAAUGAUUGUAAAUUUUGUUUUCAAAAUAAAUAUUUUGGAAAAUGCUUUAAAAAAAGAAACUGCUUUUAAUAUAUGAUGCUAAAAUAAAAUGACUUAAUUUAA
This is a messenger RNA of Bombina bombina (fire-bellied toad), 12789 nucleotides long. RefSeq names its product transformation/transcription domain associated protein (gene TRRAP). Gene Ontology annotation, cellular component: SAGA complex; nucleus; NuA4 histone acetyltransferase complex. Gene Ontology annotation, molecular function: transcription coregulator activity; protein binding. The transcript has 71 exons. The record is from RefSeq and is a predicted model, not a curated record. Bases 112 to 11619 code for a protein of 3835 amino acids. NCBI's taxonomy places the organism in Eukaryota, Metazoa, Chordata, Amphibia, Anura, Bombinatoridae. Gene Ontology annotation, biological process: regulation of DNA-templated transcription; DNA repair.